This is a messenger RNA of Chrysemys picta bellii (western painted turtle), 918 nucleotides long. RefSeq names its product leukemia NUP98 fusion partner 1 (gene LNP1). The record is from RefSeq and is a predicted model, not a curated record. Lineage: Eukaryota; Metazoa; Chordata; Testudines; Emydidae.
AUGCCGGGAAGGGGUCAGGGGGAAGCACUUCCAUGCGCCGCGCGGCCGGGUUCGCCGCAGACAAGGGGCGGCGGCGCCACCUGGCGACGGAGCGGGGUACGUGCAGUGCCAGCCCCUUCCCCCGGGCUCAGACACAGACGCGGCGGCGCCACCUGCUGGCGGAGAGGGGCCAAGCUUUCGUCCAUCCAUAUGACAAGACUUCAUGCAUCUACCAAAACCCCAUCUUCAGGCCACUUGAGGGGCUGCAAGGAAUUUCAAGAGGGCCAAGAUGUUAAAUGCCAUUGUCACACAAAGGCAUGCAAAAUAUCCUCACCAGAUGGCUCGGGAUCAACAAGUCGCUCAAACUCGAUCCAGGAAUUUUCAGACUCCUUUGAGAAGCAACUGCAUUUCAAAAUCAAGCGCUCAGUUUCUUUGGAUGAAGAUUCGGAUCCAUGUGUUAUUUGUCAUGAUGAUCUUGAUACUGGCAGUAUAAUAGAACUUCACUGCAUGCACAGCUUUCACAAAGAGUGUAUCGAAAAGUGGCUGCUAAAGAAACCAACCUGCCCAACUUGUCGCAUCCAUGUGCUCAUGUCAAAGUCUAUCUUAGACCUUCAUCAACCAGGAUGAAAAGAGAGCUCAGAAGGACUCCAUAGAGGACUCAUUACAAAGCUCCAUUUCACUUAGAGAAGAAAAAACAAAAAAGAAUGGUCAUGCCUUAGAUCACAGGGUACAAGGUAGUUAUAACAAGUAUAGCUUUUUUUAAUGUUAGAAAUCAACUUUAAAGAUCAAAAAUAACUAAAUGAAAACCAACUAACACAUUCUGCCUGUGCAUGCCACUGCAACAUGCCAAUGUUUGUGGGAAAAGAGUGAAAAAAUAUUUGUUUUUACCAUUGUACAGACAACUGUAAAUAAAAAUCACAUAUUUGCUACAAAAAGAAA